This is a messenger RNA of Brassicogethes aeneus, 1014 nucleotides long. NCBI's taxonomy places the organism in Eukaryota, Metazoa, Arthropoda, Insecta, Coleoptera, Nitidulidae. The record is from the annotation of a GenBank genome assembly.
AUGAAGUCGCGAAUAACUCCCAUAGAUUUUAUACGUAAAAAUUGGCUUCUAGUGGGCAUACUAUUUUGUAUUAUCGUAGCUGCUAUAUUCCCUCACUUGGGUUCAAAAGAAGGGCCUAUGAGAACGGAAUUCACAGUGAAAUAUGUCGCUGUGUUUGUAAUAUUUCUAAUUAGCGGACUUAAUAUUAAAACGGACAGUAUUUUUAACACAUUUCGUCAGUAUAAAUUGCAUUUAUUUAUACAAUGUUUUACAUUUAUAUUUGUUCCUUAUAUUACCACGGUUUUUAUCAAGUUUUUGAAUUUGUUCAGCAUUAAUUCAUGGGUUUUAAAAGGAUUAAUAACUGUAGCUUGUAUGCCUCCACCAGUAUCCAGUGCUGUUAUCCUAACAAGAGCUGCACAAGGCAACGAAACAGCUUCAAUUUUUAACUCGGUACUUGGAAGCUUUUUAGGCAUUCUACUUACACCUUUACAUCUUCUAAACCAAUUGGGUUCAACUACAAUUAUACCCAUUUGGGCAACAGUUGUUCAGUUAUCGACCACUGUUUUGUUACCUUUAUCAAUAGGUCAGAUUGCCUUGCAAAUGGGUUUUAAAGGACGAAAAUGGCCUUUAAACACUGUAAGUCAGUGUGCGUUACUUUUUGUGAUUUAUACAACUUUCUGCGAUACUUUUACCACACCAGAGGCCGGAUUAAGUGCUCUUGAUGUUAUAAUUACGGUUUUUUCGGUACUUAUGCUUCAAAUAUUCCUUAUGAUAAUCAGCUUCAAAGUUUGUGGGUUUGUUAGUAAAGAUUUUACGCCACAGGAUAAAGUUGCUGUGGUGUUUUGUUCAACACAUAAGUCCCUUACUUUGGGCAUUCCAAUACUACGAAUUAUGUUCCAUGGUUAUUCCCACUUGAGUCAAAUCAGCUUACCAUUGUUGGUAUACCAUCCAACUCAAAUUAUUUUGGGAGGACUGGUGGUCCCCCAAUUAAAAGAUUGGGUGCACUCCCAAAGAAAAUAUAAGGCUUUGGUUUAG